Labrus bergylta (ballan wrasse) is the source of this 2421-nucleotide messenger RNA. Its product is annotated as 6-phosphofructo-2-kinase/fructose-2,6-bisphosphatase. The record is from RefSeq and is a predicted model, not a curated record. Gene Ontology annotation, biological process: fructose metabolic process; fructose 2,6-bisphosphate metabolic process. Lineage: Eukaryota; Metazoa; Chordata; Actinopteri; Labriformes; Labridae. Gene Ontology annotation, cellular component: 6-phosphofructo-2-kinase/fructose-2,6-biphosphatase complex; cytosol. Gene Ontology annotation, molecular function: fructose-2,6-bisphosphate 2-phosphatase activity; ATP binding; 6-phosphofructo-2-kinase activity.
AACAGGAAGGAGGUAAGAGUCGGUGACGAGGGGUUAAACCUGGAGGACCAGUUUCACUGACGCAGACGGUGUGUGUGUGUGUGUGUUUGUGUGUGUUGUGUUAGUGUGUGAAUGACCGGAGGAAUACUAAACCGGAGGGACUACAGUGACGGAGGAGGGCCAGCAUUUAAGGAACAGUGGCAUGCUACAACUUGUCUGCAGACUGACCGAGCAUCGCGAAGCAAGCAGAAGCCCCAGGACACACAACCUGUACAUGCUACACACACACACACUCACACUCUGUACGCCAGGAAUAGAUUCGGAGGAUGAACGGAGCGGCGAUUACGCAAGACGGAACCGAGCUGCUGCAGGGGGGCACGGGGAGGACGCUCCGGUUCCAGCGGCCGCACUCGUCCGUGCCUCAGUUCACCAACUCCCCGACCAUGAUCGUGAUGGUGGGACUCCCAGCGAGAGGAAAGACCUACAUCUCUAAAAAGCUCACCAGAUACCUGAACUGGAUCGGCGUCACCACCAAAGUGUUCAACGUGGGUCAGUACAGAAGAGAUGCGACACGUGCGUACAACAGCUUCGAGUUCUUCAGCCCCGACAACACAGAGGCCAUGACCAUACGCAAGGCCUGCGCUGUCGCCGCUCUGAAAGAUGUGUGCGACUACUUCACCAGAAUGCUCGGCCAGGUCGUGGUUUUCGAUGCCACCAACACGACAACGGAGCGCAGAGACGUCAUCACCAGCUUUGCAAAGGAAAACGGCUACAAGGUUUUCUUCGUGGAGUCGAUCUGUGACGACCCUGAAAUCAUCGCUGAGAACAUUAAGCAAGUGAAGCUGAGCAGUCCGGACUACGUAGGCUGUGACAAAGAGGAGGCGGUGGCCGACUUCCUGAAGAGGAUCGAGUGUUACAAGCAGACGUACGUCCCGCUGGACGACAACAAAGACAGGAACUUGUCCUACAUCAAGAUCUUCAACGUGGGCAGCAGGUAUUUGGUGAACCGGGUCCAGGACCACAUCCAGAGCCGGAUAGUGUACUACCUCAUGAACAUCCACGUCACCCCGAGGUCCAUCUACCUGUGUCGUCACGGAGAGAGCGAGCUCAACCUCGUGGGUCGCAUUGGGGGGGACUCUGGGCUGUCGCCUCGAGGGGCUCAGUUUGCCAGUGCUCUGGGUACGUACAUGCGUGGUCAGUGUAUCAGUGACCUGAAGGUGUGGACGAGUCACAUGAAGAGGACCAUCCAGACCGCAGAGGGUCUGGGAGUUCAGUACGAGCAGUGGAAAGCUCUCAACGAGAUCGACGCUGGGGUUUGCGAGGACAUGACGUACGAGGAGAUCCAGGAGCAUUACCCAGAGGAGUUCGCACUGAGAGACCAAGACAAAUAUCGCUAUCGCUACCCCCGAGGAGAGUCAUACGAGGACCUGGUGCAGCGUCUGGAGCCAGUCAUCAUGGAGCUGGAGAGGCAGGAGAACGUUUUGGUCAUCUGUCACCAGGCUGUCAUGAGGUGUCUGCUGGCAUACUUCCUGGACAAAAGUGCAAAUGAGCUGCCCUACCUGAAGUGUCCUCUCCACACAGUCCUGAAACUCACGCCCGUCGCCUACGGUUGUAAAGUGGAGUCCGUCUUCCUCAACAUCGAAGCCGUCAACACGCACAGAGACAAACCAGAGAACGUGGAUGUCGACAGAGAACCGGCGGAGGCGUUGGAGACGGUCCCUGACCACAUCUAGAGCUGAUCUGAUCUCCUCCUACUGUCAUGGAAAGUGGCCUUUUUUAAUUUAACUAAUCUUACUUUUCAUUGUUGUGAUCACGGUCAUGAAAUGGACACAACAUGUGAUGCAUAAACAAUCAGGAGUUUUCCUCCGAUGAGCGCAUACUUCCAUUAUAAACGCACUUUAUCCUGCAGGACUCAGGCCAAAUGUCUGUGAUACGAAGAUGAGGCUUCCUUUACCGACCACAACACGUCAGAAACUUAAACUUUAUCUUCCUCCGUUCUUGUGCUAAUAGACUAACCACCAGCGUACGAUUAUUUAAAGAUCUCUGAGGUUUCAUCCUUUGAGAACAGGAAGUGUUCAGCUGGAAGGUUUUCUGUUUCUCCUCGUAACAGUGACUCAAACAGGAAACGUUUGCACAGUGUUGACAUAAAAGGGAAUUAUUUGACAUGUUGACAACCGCUUUCUUCACCUCUCUCGUGUCUGUUAGCAUGCUUUAGCUUAGCGCAGCACAAAGACUGGAAACAGAUCAGUGCUGUAACUACGCUCAGCCGUCAUCGCGUCUUUGUACGGUCAUAAUUAUUCUCAAUUCAAAUCUUAAUCACGUUUUUAAAUCACAUUAUUUCGCACUUACAAAUACAAAUUAUUAGGCUUUUAUUUUGACCCAUUUUUGUACCGUCCUAAGCUGAGAGUACUUUACUUCCUGUUUGAAUUCUACCGUGCUUUU